GUAGCUGGCUAGCUAGUAGGGGAAGGAAGUCUCGGUCCAGCGGUGUGAAGCAACGCCGGUCAAAAGCAACCCCAAACGUUGUCUUUUUCGAGGCACCGUGAGACCGUGAGAUAUUUUCUAUUUAUUUUGGUCUCAAACAUUAGCAACAGAAUCGCAUCAGAUAAUCAACAUCCCAUACUGGCUAGCCUACAUAAUAUCAUCAACACCAUGGAGUCCAGCAAGAAAGCAAAAGAUGACAAUAGCAGGAGCGGGAAGCAAGGCAAGGUCUCCUUUCCCGAGAGGCUCAUGGCCCUAAUUGAAGAGCAAGUUGCACCUGACGCUAUCUGGUUUCUGCCGGGUAACAGGGUUUUUGUCAUUGAACAAAAGAGGUUUACCGCUGAAGUCUUGGACAAGUACUUUCAGGGGACCAAGUUCAUGUCCUUUGUUCGGCAACUGAAUCGAUUAGGCUUCAGGCGAAUUUCGCGCAGUUCAGUCGACGUGCCCAAAGGAUCCGUGGUCUUUGUACACUCUCUGUUUCGCAAGGGGCACCCAGAGAUGGUCAAGACCAUCGUCGACCGCAAGAGGGAUGAGAAGAGUUUGAAAGCGCAGCAAGCCAAGGAAGCUGCGGAGGCUGCCGCCAAACGGAGGAAGACCCUUCUCGUCCAGUGCAAUCAGGAGCAACCACCGUCUCCUGAUAUCGCCCUGUCGGGUCAUUCUGACACCAAGCCUCCAGCCAAGAAAUUCAUGAAACCUUCCCCGAGCGCAGUGCAUCAAGUGGAGAGGAAGAGGGCGGCAGUCCCUGCUCAGCAAGUCUCAUGGGCGUCGGCUGUACCCACGCAGCCAGCUUACAUCCACCGCUCACCUUCUGUCAGUGUUUCGAGUGCUUCGUCUGGGAGUACUGCGCAGAAUUCAGCACAAGCCCCUAAUGCCAGUACGACGACGAAUAAUGCUGUCCCGGCCUACGCUACCGGUACCUCGAGUGCCCAGAAUCCUGGACAAGCCCCAAGCAACACCAAUACCACGACGGACAGCCUCCCAUUCGAUGUGUCUUCCUUAUCCCAAAAUGAUUUGGUGGAACUACUAAAGCUUUUGCGGUCUACCCCUUACGAUGUGUCCAAAUUGACUCCUCAGGACUGGAAGGACUUGAUACAGCUGUUGAAGUCAAGUACGACAGCGCAGUCCCCAGCUCCACCGGUGCCACAGCCUCAACCCGUGCAGCGUCCACAGCUUGUGCGGCCUCCUCAACCACCUGCUCCUUCCAAUAAUCCUCCAACUGCGGAAUCUUUCGUGGCCUCUUUGAUGGUACUUAUUGCUGGCUGCAAGAAAUCCUGAGACAAGCAAUUCAACCGUACUAUUCCAUCUAUUGUAUCUCAGUUUACUUGCGUGGGACGAUUCAUGGCGCACAGUGCCUUCGAAGCAAUCUAUGGCGUGUUGCAACUAAGAUGCAGAUGCAUUCUCUACCACUACCGGUACCGUAGCUAGCUAGAUAGUAAAUAUUGAUUUAUAGUUGAAAAGUAGGCCCAUGUAGUGGCUACCGGCAGCUUGCUCUGGCGCCCUGAAGGGUUGGGUUUCGUUUCGAACCAGUGCUGUCUCUAGCUAAUAGUAUUAUACAGACCAAGAACUGGCUUCAACAGAGAGCCAAUUCAAGUUGCCGGCAGGUUGUCUCAUUCAGGGUCUCAGUGUCAUGCGCAAAUGCUAACAAGACACCAUGCAGGGAUGAGCCAACCAAGAGAAAGUCAUACAGUGAAACCGUGGCAUUCUACGGCGAGACGAGAGCGAGGAAGACUCGUGCUCUGUGCCUUUUCCGCUCACUGUCUCAACCAUCUUCAAAACUCUUCAACCCAAGAUAGUCAUCCGUGGUUUUGGCUCGGUCAACAACUGGGACUUCGCUCUCUGACGAUGCACAAAACGGUACUGGAUCAACAAAACUUCGCGAAGUACAGUACACCGUAGACUGAGACAGCUAUUGAGACAUUGAGACAUCCGGGCAGGCCGUAUGACGAUCGGUACUUACUUACGUGGACCAGUGCGGGUGGUAGCUGGUACCGGUAGCUGGUGGUACUAUUAAUACUACACUAGCUAGCUAGACUAGUACUGGUACCUGGUACCGUACUAGCUAGAUACCGGUAGAACAUGUACUCGACGCCAAUGAAGAAAACAAUCCUGCUGAGCUGGAAGGGGGAAAGACAUCAAGAGUUAUUGGUCCUAGCUAGUCCGCCGGUACCAUCCGC
Molecule: messenger RNA, 2210 nt
Organism: Seminavis robusta
Lineage: Eukaryota; Bacillariophyta; Bacillariophyceae; Naviculales; Naviculaceae
Source: the annotation of a GenBank genome assembly